Hippopotamus amphibius kiboko is the source of this 411-nucleotide messenger RNA. Its product is annotated as histone H3.3A-like. Gene Ontology annotation, molecular function: protein heterodimerization activity; structural constituent of chromatin; DNA binding. The transcript has a single exon. The coding region runs from base 1 to 411 and encodes 136 amino acids. NCBI's taxonomy places the organism in Eukaryota, Metazoa, Chordata, Mammalia, Artiodactyla, Hippopotamidae. The record is from RefSeq and is a predicted model, not a curated record. Gene Ontology annotation, cellular component: nucleosome.
AUGACUCGUACAAAGCAGACUGCCCGCAAACAGACGGGUGGUAAAGCACUGAGGAAGCAACAGGCUACAAAAGCCGCUUGCAAGAGUGUGCCCUCUACUGGCGCAGUGAUGAAACCUCAACGUUACAGGCCUGGUACCUUGGCACGCCAUGAAAUUAGACGGGGUUGGAAGUCUACUGAACUUCUGACUCACAAACUUCCCUUCCAGCAUCUGGUGCGGGAAAUUACUCGGGACUUCAAAACAGAUCUGUGCUUCCAGAGUACAGCCAUUGGUGCUUUGCAGGAGGCAGAUGAGGGCUAUCUGGUUGGCCUUUUUGAAGACACCAAUCUGUGUGCUAACCACACCAAAUGUGUAACAAUUACGCCAAAAGACAUCCAGCUGGCACGCCGCAUACGUGGAGAACGUGCUUAA